Messenger RNA from Protopterus annectens (West African lungfish), 6176 nucleotides. RefSeq names its product PDZ and LIM domain protein 7-like. The transcript has 11 exons. Bases 403 to 1677 code for a protein of 424 amino acids. Gene Ontology annotation, biological process: actin cytoskeleton organization; heart development; muscle structure development. Gene Ontology annotation, cellular component: Z disc; stress fiber; filamentous actin. Gene Ontology annotation, molecular function: actin binding; muscle alpha-actinin binding. The record is from RefSeq and is a predicted model, not a curated record. NCBI's taxonomy places the organism in Eukaryota, Metazoa, Chordata, Ceratodontiformes, Protopteridae.
AAAGUCCUCGCUGAACUUCCUGCACAACAGUAGGACUCAAAGUGUGCAAGCAAGUCUUUCUUAUGAAAAGGGGAGGGAGGAAGACUCUGAUGUCAGGCCUGCUGCUGCUGCCUAUUCACACUGUCUGCCUAUAUUAGGAAGGAGAAAGCGCCAAAGCAGGCGAUGAGAAAUAACUUUGGAGUAAAACUUUUCUUCUCUUCUUUGGCUCGGGAUUGCGCAGAGAGAGAGACGUGACCACUGGUCCCGGGUUCUGUUCUCCAUUGGCUCUCCUGAGUGUGAUUCUUGUCCUGAUUGCCGGUGCUGCUGUUCAGCGGAGUAAGAGUCGUCACCAGUCAUAUUCAUCAGCCAUUUAAAGAACCAAGAGACCUUGCUGAAGGCAUCAGCCCACUGCUUGUAGAGGAAAUGAGCAACAUAGAGAUGUACAAAGUGACCCUGGAAAGCCCCGCUCCUUGGGGAUUCCGACUGCAAGGUGGAAAGGAUUUUAACAUGCCUCUGUCUAUGUCAAGGUUGAGCCCUGGUGGGAAGGCUGUCCAAGCUAAGAUCGGUGUUGGAGACUUGGUAUUAACCAUUGAUGGAGAGAGCACAGAAGAGAUGACUCACAUUGAGGCCCAAAAUAAGAUCCGUGCAUGUUCAGGGAAUUUGCAGCUUACAUUGGGAAGAUUAUUGCGUCCCUCAGGAACAUCUCAGCAGGAUUCACAGGACUACUAUACCCAGAAGUAUUCAUUUUCACCUAACACAGCUCUUAAUAAAACUGCCCGACCAUUUAGCAGUGGGAGCUUCAAGGAAAACUCACAGGUAGGACCUGUGACAAGGCCAGUGAAGUACAUUCCACCUACAACGGCAUUUGCUGUAGACACUAAUGUUCGGAAGCAGCAGUCUAGCCAGGACCUGAAGUCAUCUGCUUCACCGACCAACCUACAAGAUGGAGGCCAAGGCUCCAAGGUGUCAAGAAGUCAGAGCAUGGGCCCAUCAUCUCGUCCACCAUGGGCCACAGACUCAGAAUUUGCUGAACGUUAUGCCCCUAACAAAACUACCACAGUAAUGACUAAGCACAGUCAACCAGCACAGCUCACACCAAUGGAAAACCGAAGCUCCAUCAUGCAGGCAGCUCAGCAGAUACCAGACCUUGGCAACAGGACCCCUGUGUGUAACCAGUGCAAUAAAAUCAUCAGGGGUCGUUACCUUGUGGCAUUAGGACGCUACUACCAUCCAGAAGAGUUUACUUGCUGUCAGUGUAAAAAGGUGUUGGAUGAAGGUGGAUUCUUUGAGGAGAAAGGGUCUAUUUAUUGCACCAAAUGUUAUGACAACAGAUAUGCUCCAAACUGUGCCAAAUGCAAGAAAAAAAUCACAUCUGAAAUAAUGCAUGCCCUCAAGAUGACGUGGCAUGUCCAGUGUUUUGUCUGUGCUGCUUGCAAGACUCCAAUACGCAAUUGGGCUUUCUACAUGGAGGAAGGCCAGCCAUACUGCGAAAGAGAUUACGAGAAGAUGUUUGGUACAAAAUGCCAUGGCUGUGACUUCAAGAUUGAUGCUGGGGACAGAUUCCUGGAAGCAUUGGACUACAGCUGGCAUGAUACUUGCUUUGUCUGUGCAGUUUGCCAUAUCAACCUGGAAGGAAAGACCUUCUACUCAAGAAAGGAUAAGCCACUGUGCAAGACCCAUGCUUUCUCCCACGUUUAAGUAUUACAUUCAGGAAGAGGAUGAGGAGAAGGUUAUGAUUUCUAACCCUUCCUCUUCCACCACACCAUAUAGGCAUGUUACUGCAGUCAAUGGCAAGGCCUGAGGAAGUGGAUCCUCAUUACAGCCAGCGUUUACAGUUAGCAGCAGCGAUGUUAUACAUGUUACAGAAGCAAGCCACUAAAUGUGCAACAGAGUGUCUUAACAUUUUAUAUAGUCUUUUUUACAUAAACUGUUUUGUAACAACUUCAUAGCUCUUUAGCAUGUCUGUGCUCCUUCUGAAAUCAGUUUUCAUAGAUUGCAAAAAUGGUGAGUUAGACAAAAAAGUGUGACAUGAGACUUAAGUGGGAUUACUACUGAAAUUUGUUAGGAGAGCAUUGGAUAAAUGCCUUCUUAUUAAGAGAGUGGGAGCCUCCAGCUUUAGCCAUGAAAACCACUUGCGCUUUGAAUUCUACCAUAAUUAAUGUCUUUGAAUGGAUAGAGUGUGGGAUACUUCUUAUCAAAGCAGUCUUUCCUUGACAUUCUGCAGUAGCCUGACACACUUAUUAGAAGUGUGGGCGAACAAAAGGGUUCGUCCAAGACCUGCUAUCAUUUCCUUUCCACUAGCACCCACUUAUGCUGUAGGUACUGCAGUGAUGCAGGAACAUACUGAUCAUUUUGUGUUUUGGGACCUGCUGAUAUAUGGAUGUAUUCAGUAUCUACAGUAGCAGAUUCCUCACUUUUCAUUAGCUGGUACAUCAGUGAAACCUGAAUGACUACUGGACCCUCUUCUAUACCUCUCUACUAGAGGCAUUUACAUUUCCAGAGUUGUCAGUCCCUCAUCUGUUAUUGGUAAUUGGUACUUUAUGGUUUGGUAAAAAAUUGAUACUUUCAGUUUCCAUAACAGCCUGUCUCGCACUUUUCAGCACUAUUCUGUCUACAUAGCAUAUCUGCUGGUUUUCUGGGCUUACUGGUAUAUUUCUCCAGUGAGUAGUCCUAUUUUAAUUUUUUUUAUGUUUGUGUAGGUAGUUAACAUUAUGUUUGAAAUUGUGCAGAUCACUGUGUUUUCCCAUCAAAGAGGAGCCGUACUGACAAUGUAUAUUAUCCUCGGUAUUAUGUCAGAGGGACUUUGUACAGGUAAUUGACUUAACGACCCACUGUAAAAGUUUAAAGGUAGAUUAAGCAAUAUAACUAAAGUAUUUUAAACAUUUAUUGUUAUCAGAGCUGUUUUCAUUAGAGACGUGCAGUAGAGAAAUGACUUCUUCCACAUUUGUAUAUUUCCUUUAAAAUUAAAAUCUUUUAUAUUUGCUUUCAUAUAUCCUCAGCGCUUAGUGUUAUAUAGUCCUAUGAUUUGGAUACAGAGCACCAUCUGACUUAACUUGUUUCAAUUCUGUCCUGGUGCCAGCUUUCAGAGCUGCUAAUGCCAUUACUGGAAGUGGUUCUUUUGGUAACACUUUUUGACACUGAAUUGCAGGGAUGCAUCACUUCAGUGGCAGAUAAUAUGUUACUAGGCCCAUUCCCAUGCUGAUUCACUUUUAGGAGCUUUAGACACUGCACAAGCUAUAAAUAUUUAUUUUCCUGAGAGGAUAUUAGAUUCAUUUUAUUUUUGCUCUUUUGUGAUCAAACUCGCAUGCUGUAGGACCAGUGCCUGAAGAGAGAGAGAGACACAGCUUGCCACAUCAUAAGGGCUUAUUUUGAUUAUGUCUUCCAUUGUUAGCCUCACAAACUGCUGUUUUUAUCUGCUCCCCAACAUUUUGCAUUGUCAGUGCCCCAAUCCUCUGGUGGUUUCUGGUACAUUCAUUCCUCAAAAGCAGUAGGGCUGAAUGCUAGAAGUCCUGGCCAGCCUUGUAGUUUGGGGCUAGGACAUAUUUUUGAUUUAUUUAUUUUCACCUGGCCUGCAGAGUUCCACCCCACUGUGGUGUGAGCAUGCACUGGUUACACAGCGGAACUAUUGCUCGAUUUAUUUACUUAACAAAUCUCUAAUGCAUCUCCCACCAUCACCAACUUCACUUUUCCGUACCCCCAAGGAGGGCAAGCUGACCGUUGCUGUUCAGUUCUUCCCAUCUACUGAGUGGGUUCUCUUUAGACCAGCACAACGGAGAGGCAGGCAGCCUUGUCCCUGGAGUACUGGUUGUGGAGCUUGGUGUGGUCUUACAUUUGCUACCUAUUUCUUACUUUGUUAAAACUGGAUGGGAUGGCUUAGACAUAAUUUACUCACUCAGAUGAUUCUUGAUUUUGAUAUCAUCAAUGUACACAUUCACUGUAAAUAUCUGUAUUUGUUCAUGCACACACAUUUUUUACACUGACUGUCUCAUUGCUGAUGGCCAAGACCACUGUAACAGCUGGGACAGCAACAUAGUGCUGCAGAAGUAGUGACUGCUGAGAGUCUUGUCAAUAUUUGUGGCCAAAUAAUAUGAGCAAAUUGUAAAUUAUUAACAGAGGCAUCCUUGUGCUGUUAAUCAUAUAUCAGGAGUCAGAAUCUAGAUUUCAGAAUUAGCCAAGGUGACAAAAUCUAGGCCAUUUGAUGGAAAAAAAUAUUUUAUAUAUUUUUUUCUUUAAUUUUUUUUUUAAUUUGUUUGACAAUACACACGUGAUGUCUGAAUUUGGGCUUCAGAUCUGUUGUGAGUGCUAAGUUUGAUUCCUUCAACUCCAUUCUAGAUAAAUGUUAGUCUGUAGUAAGGGAGCUGCAGUUGUUAGUAAUUGCUGAGACUUAAUUUGCCAAAAUCAAACUGCCUCUAAGAAUUCGUCUUGGCAUAUUUUAUGCGGUUCCAUAAAAUAAUUAAGUUAAUUGUACCCCCUAAGAAAACUUGGAUCAAACCUAAAUCACACAUGAACAGCCCACACCUACUUCAUCAUAUUUAUUUAGGAAUAUUAUUGUAAGAUAAGGGUUAGAAGCUGGCACUGUCCCUUACAUCUCGCUUAGUGAAAGACAACCAACGAGCAUGUCAAACUACUGCUGUUCCUGUUCUCUGUAAAACAUAACAGUAGGAUGUUGCAGGAAGUGCCUAUGUAGGCUAGUAGUGGACACUUCCUGUCUUAAACAGCCAGAAUGCUCAGUAUGAAGAGAAGCAAAUGCUUCAACAGAUCUGGGACAUGUUGCCACUGUACUCUUUAAAACCACACCUGUUACUGCUUUGGCCUUUUGGUAUCCUCCAGUCAUCUUUAUCAUCAGUCUAGCCAUUUCUGUCAGUGUAGAGCAAAAAGCUCUAAUUAUGGCUCAAGAGACCAGCAUUUGACUAGCAGCUCCUGUGCCUGCUAGAGCUGAUGUUGAGGAAUGAAGAGAUUUAGCCUGCUUACAUUUCUUCAGGGGGAGUGAAGGAGACGUACCGGGGGCACAUUUUCACAGUAGGACUCCCAGUUACAUAGUCAUGCAUGCCCACAAAGAAGUAGAGGCAGGUCAUUUGAUCACAUCGCAUGUGGAGAUAAGGAUGUGCAUCACAAAGGCCCAUUGUACACCAACUCCAUAGACAACACUGAGCAUGUGCACUGGGACAAUAGGACUUGAGUAGAAAACCCCAUUCCUUUGCAAGGAUGAUGGCUGCACUCCAAGUUCACCAGAUCCUCACUGCUGUGGCCCGGGGGGGGGGGGGGGCUACUGGAUUAAUGGGAAGUACCCAUGAGGGAGGAGCUAAUGGUCAGAGGUGGAAAAAAAUCAUCUUUAUCUCCAUAGUGCAAUAAAUAAGUGCAGGAUUUCAGUGCUCAAGGUACAAGAUUUAUCUUGUUUAAGACGCUGUCCGGUUCGAUUCUCAGCUAGAGCGUCUUCUGCGUGGAGAGAUGCGUGAAUGGGCGUACCUUCGUUGAAGGUUGUGCAUCAGGCCUGGCAAGCCGGUACGUAAAAAAUCAACUGCCAAUCAUUAGCGGACCGGAGUUCCGCUGUGGCGACCCCUAACUGGGAAAAAGCCGAAAGACACAAACAAACAGGUUUAAAAGAAUGCAAAAUAGUGUCAGAAAGCAGUGAUAAAGUGUUUAAUUGGAGACCCUUUUGUACUGCCACUCCACAUCUGAGUCAUAUACAGCCCUGUUGUUCUUGCUGUUUCUCAGUUCAGUACCUGCAUAUACUUAUGCUCGUACGAGGGCAUCCAUUUGGAGAAGGCCAACAAGAAAACACAAAACACCAUCAAUUUAUUUCUGCUAAUAGCACUUAAUUGUGCUUCUGUUUUCUGUCCCCAAGAGUGGAUUUAUGUGCUUCUGUUCACCCCCACUCAAGAGUGAAUCUGUAGUUCAUGAGGCUGUAGGAUACAUCACUGCUGAGGCUGCUGGAUACUUCAAGCACAGGCAGCAACAAACUCCUCAAUCAUCGUUGCACUGUGCAACUACACAGAUAAACUUGAACAUACAAACCUGAAACAUUUCAGUAAGUAGUUUUGCAUGGCAGGCAUCCCCAGUACCCCACAGCCUUUAAUAACCCUUACUACUUAUAUAUGACAACUCCAAAUUGGAUAUACAUGAAGGAAACCCUUCCGUUUAAUUUAACACCAACUAUUUCCUCUUCUCAAUGCCUCUACAAUUUCUAUUACAUAAAA